AUGUCGCUCGUGUCCUCGCUCGGGCUGCAGCCGCGCCUUGAGGGCCUAGUCGACGCCGUCGCGCGCGGGUACGACGCGCACCCCGUGCUGGCGCUCGCGCUGCUCCCGCUCGUGCUCGUGCCGCUGCUGCUCGCGGCGCGCGCAUACAGGGGCUACCUCGCCCUCGGGCCCGGCGGGCUCCCGAACAACGUGUUCGGCUGGGCGCUGCAGGCGUCGUUGCGGCCGUUUGCGCGCGAGACCAAGAGCACGGCAGUGUACGAGGCCGACGGCACGGUGUGGGCCUUCCCGUCCCACGGGCGCGUGUCCUUCCUCUGGCGCGCCGACCUGCCUGCCCGCUCGCCGCCGGUGCCGCCCGAGGUGCCGGACUACAUUGCGCCCCAGCGCCAGGUGACGCAGGUCGGCAAGGCGCCAAUCAUCGCCGCUAUGGACGAGUUCCUCGCCUCGCUCGCGGACGCGAACGAGGGGUUGCUGGCCAUCAAGGGGAGCAAGCUCGAGGACCACGCCAGCUCGGCGCUGUGGAUCCUCGACACGGACGCCGAGACGGAGGCCGCAAACGACCGCCCGCUCGCAGACUACCUCCAGCCCCUCGUCAAGGGCGAGCUCGUCCACGUCCACUCCGAGGGCUCGUCACACAUCACGCUCAGCCUCGCCGACGCAGCCAAGGCCAUCGGCGCCGGCUGGGCCCAGCGCCACCCGCUCAGCGGGGUCAAGGCCUUCGGCCUGCCAGUGUCGUAUGUCAUGCUGUAUGCGCCCCGUGACAAGGACGAGCUCGAGGUGUGGAAGAACUUUGUGCGCGCCAGCGUCGAGUUUACGACGGCGGACUGGGCACCAAAGUACCAGCCGCUCAACCUGGCGUGGUCGCGCUAGGUCGCCACGUCGCCACGGAACCCACCGAAAGAUGACUCCUUGCCUCCCGAUUCCGUGGGGACAAGGGGUUAGUCACCCUAUCCGACGUUGUUAUUCCAGUUCCGGCGACACCGCCCACGCC
This is a messenger RNA of Vanrija pseudolonga, 988 nucleotides long. RefSeq lists its product as uncharacterized. The transcript is spliced from 2 exons. The record is from RefSeq and is a predicted model, not a curated record. The coding region runs from base 1 to 867 and encodes 288 amino acids. Lineage: Eukaryota; Fungi; Basidiomycota; Tremellomycetes; Trichosporonales; Trichosporonaceae.